CAACAGUUGAUAAGCAAUGCAUAUAAAACAAUGAAUAUAUAUGUCUAUCUAAGAGCGAGCGGAUAAUUCAACGGAUAAUGAUGAUCUUGUUCCUUUUGCUGAUUGCCAGUGUGUCUUGUUUUCCAGAGAACUUUAGAGCAAUUGUGAAAGUUGACGGGAAACCAGUUCACGUAGAUUUCGUUCUCGAUCUUGAGAAAAACACAUUUGUGGUCACUGUUGGUAGAGUCAGCCAUCUUGGACCAACAUUCUCAAGUACCGUUAAUCUUCAUGACUUCAAUAUGCAAAAACUAGCAUUUAAACGGAUAGAUGCUGGAAUAUGUUAUGUUAUUCAUAUGGACGAGAAUCUUUCAGAACUAAGUACUCGACUACAUAACAUGACAAGUGAAAUAUUUGCACCUAAUCUACCAAAACAUGUCUAUCGACUCACCAAAACCAGCAUGUCGAAUGAAAACCUGAUUGCCUAUGCCGGUUCAAAGAUUGCCAACUUUUGUCGUGGUUAUCAGACCAAAUAUGCACAUAGAGUGGACGAUGAUGAGAUUCACAGACGGGCGUUGUUACAACAGGUAUCGGAUAAUGUUGCUUGCGGCUGUGACCGUAUUAAAAUGAUUAUUUGAAAUUUCUACAUUUACCAAAUUAUCACAAUAAAGGGGUAUUAAGUAGUUGGA
Messenger RNA from Mytilus trossulus (common blue mussel), 665 nucleotides. RefSeq lists its product as uncharacterized. The record is from RefSeq and is a predicted model, not a curated record. Lineage: Eukaryota; Metazoa; Mollusca; Bivalvia; Mytilida; Mytilidae. The coding region runs from base 78 to 614 and encodes 178 amino acids. The transcript is spliced from 6 exons.